ACACGCUUUCUGAUCUCUAAGAAUUAUUGACACGAUUUUAAUGACAAGGAAGAUUUUGUUUGACAGAUAAAUGCGCUGUGUUUCGAUAAACCACACAAGGAACAGAGCAAACGUUUUUUUUUAAUCCUGGUUUGUGUUUGCCACGCUUUCGUGGUCAGAUGCUUCUUGUCCUUGCGGUGCCAACAUCUGUGGGGCGAUCCUGAGCCGCUUGCGCGUGCUGUGCGACGCCCGAGCGGCAUGACGUCAUAGUGUUUGCCUGCCGUCCGCCGCCGCUGCUCUCCCCACUGGCGCCCCCUUGCGGGCGGACGGGCGCGGCCGCAGCAGCGCACUGAGAAGUGUCGGCGUUAUCCUUGAGAAGUAGCUCGGAGCUCGAGAUCGAGGUGGAGAUUUAUUUUGAAACCUGACGCGCAGUAAAUUAAACUUCUUCCUGUAAGUGGACAGUACAACUGCAACCCUGCAUUCUAAACAGGAAAUAGAGUUCUCCGCUAUGAGCUGCGACAUGGACGACAUGGAGAACCAGCUGGAACUGGAGGAGAAGACGAGACUCAUCAACCAGGUUCUGGAGCUGCAGCACACGCUGGAAGAUCUGUCUGCAAGGGUGGAUGCUGUGAAGGAGGAGAAUCUGAAGUUGAAGUCGGAGAACCAGGUGCUGGGACAGUAUAUCGAGAACCUGAUGUCGGCCUCCAGCGUCUUCCAGACCACCGACACAAGGAGCAAGCGGAAGUAAGGGAUGGGCCCCCAACACUAACUGCCUAGUCCUUGGGGGCCCCCUAUUACGAAAGCCUAGUCUCUGGGCCCCCAGUAUGAAUCGACUAGCCCCUGGGGCACCCCAAAGCAAAUUCCCAAGUCCAUGGGCCCCUGAAUAUGAAUUGCCCAGUCCCUGGACCCACAGAAUAUGAACCACCUAGUCCCUGGGCCCUCCCAAUACGAAUCGCUUAGUCCCUGGACCCACCAAAUACGAAUCACUUAGCUGCCCAAUACGAUUCACCUAGUCCCUGGACCCACAGAAUAUGAACCACCUAGUCCCUGGGCCCCCCCAAUACGAUUCACCUUGUCCCUGGACCCACAGAAUAUGAACCACCUAGUCCCCGGGCCCCCCCAAUACGAAUCACUUAGCUGCCCAAUACGAUUCACCUAGUCCCUGGACCCACAGAAUAUGAACCACCUAGUCCCUGGGCCCCCCCAAUACGAAUCACUUAGCUGCCCAAUACGAUUCACCUAGUCCCUGGACCCACAGAAUAUGAACCACCUAGUCC
Paramormyrops kingsleyae is the source of this 1256-nucleotide messenger RNA. Lineage: Eukaryota; Metazoa; Chordata; Actinopteri; Osteoglossiformes; Mormyridae. The record is from RefSeq and is a predicted model, not a curated record.